UUAGGAGUCGACCCUCUUUCUGGUUCCUCGUCCAGGCAGCCCUGACGCGCUUGCUCGCCACGAUGAGAACUGACUUCGCUCUGGUCCUGACAGCAGUCCUUCUUUCUGCCACAUUCAGGAGGAAUAAUGGGGAGCAUGCUUCCAAAGGUCCCUGCCGACCAGGCUUCUCACAAAGCUUCUACUCUGUGCUGAUUUCAAGGGAUGUACUGCAAGGCCAAGGCAUACUUAAAGAUACCACACUAUCAUCACAAAAAGUGAAGUUUGAUGACUGCAUGGGCAACAAAGCGGUGGUUUUCCAGAGCAGUAACCCCAUCUUCAGCGUGCAGACAGAUGGGUCCAUCUUUGCCCAGGGAGAGGGAGCCAGCCUAGAUGAACCAGUCCAGUUUAAACUGACAGCAAGUGGUCCACACACACAUGUCUGGGAGACUGUGGUCCAAUUGUCACUGACUGACCUACCAUCACCUCAACAAAAUGAAAAUGAGGUCACAACGGAGGAGGGGAAAGUCGUCGAGAGAAAAGAGAAGACGGACGUGUUCCAAGCACCACCUCCUCUCAUCAUGUUCUCAGGGUCUGGCCUGAACAGCUCCAAGGGUCUACGGAGGCAGAAGAGGGACUGGGUGAUCCCACCAAUCAACGUGGCAGAGAAUUCUCGAGGACCGUUCCCUCAGAUGCUCGUCAGCAUUCGUUCAGACCAGGACCAGGACAUCUCGAUCCGAUAUAGCAUCACAGGGGUUGGAGCAGAUCAACCACCCAAUGAGGUCUUCAAUAUUGACCCCGUGCUCGGGAAGAUGUUCGUCACCAAACCUCUCGAUCGAGAACAUCGCUCUUCUUACCAUUUGCGUGCCCAUGCUGUGGACAUGAAUGGGAACCAGGUCGAGAACCCCAUCGAUCUGUACAUCUUCGUCAUUGACAUGAAUGACAACAGACCCGAGUUCAAAAACCAGGUCUACAAUGGCUCUGUGGAUGAAGGCUCUAAACCAGGAACAUAUGUGAUGCACCUGUCGGCGUUUGAUGCCGACGACAACACCACCGCUAAUGGAAUGGUGCGCUAUCGAAUCCUUUCCCAGACGCCGCACAGCCCCAUCCCUAACAUGUUCACCAUCAACAGUGAGACUGGAGAUAUUGUGACGGUGGCACCUGGUCUUGAUCGAGAGAAAGUGUCCCAGUAUACCAUCAUCGUGCAGGCCACGGACAUGGAGGGCAACCUGAACUUUGGCCUUUCCAACACAGCCACCGCCAUCAUCACUGUCACAGACAUCAACGACAACCCUCCCAUGCUGACCUCCAGAACUUUUUCCGGUGAGGUCCCAGAAAAUCGAGUGGAUGUUGUGGUGACUAAUCUGACGGUGAUAGAUGCUGACCAGCCACACUCACCUAACUGGAACGCCAUCUACAGGAUCAUCAGCGGAGACCCAUCGGGGCACUUCACCAUCCGCACUGACCCCGUCACUAAUGAUGGCAUGGUCACGGUGGUUAAGCCAGUAGACUUUGAGAUGAACCGUGCCUUCAUGCUGACGGUGGUGGUGUCCAACCAGGCCCACCUAGCCAGUGGCAUCCAGUCGUCACUCCAGUCCACAGCAGGGGUCACCAUAUCUGUCCAGGACGUCAACGAACCCCCUUACUUCCCCACCAACCCAAAACACAUCCGCUUUGAGGAGGGUGUCCCUGCUGGCACCAGCUUGACGACCUUCUCGGCCUCAGAUCCCGACCGACUACAGAUGCAGCAGAUAAUCAGGUAUUCAAAGCUGAAUGACCCCGCAGACUGGUUGUCCAUCAACAGAACCAAUGGUCAGAUAAUAACCACAGCAAUGCUCAACCGGGAGUCCGUCUAUGUCAAAAACAAUAUAUAUGAAGCCACAUUCCUGGCAACAGACAAUGGCUCUCCUGCAGCCAGCGGCACAGGCACACUGCAGAUCUAUCUGAUAGAUAUUAAUGACAACCCCCCAGUGCUCAUACCCAGGGAGUCUCAGAUCUGUGAGAGGAUGAACAAGAAUGUCAACGGUGUCAACAUCACUGCUGCUGAUGCCGACACGGACCCCAACGCUGGACCCUUUGUCUUCGAGCUGCCCAACUUCCCCAUCAGCAUCAGACGCAACUGGACAAUUUCUAGGAUCAGCGGCGACUACGCCCGUCUGGGUCUGCGGUACCAGAUAUAUUUAGAGCCGGGAGUGUAUGAGGUCCCUGUAAUUGUGUCAGACUCAGGGAACCCUCCAUUGUCCAAUAGGUCACUCAUCAAAGUGAAGGUGUGUCCCUGCGAUGAAAACGGAGACUGCACCACUCUCGGGGCCGUGGCAGCCGCCGGCCUCGGAACUGGAGCCAUCAUCUCCAUCCUGAUCUGCAUCAUCAUACUGCUCAGCAUGGUGCUCUUGUUUGUGGUGUGGAUCAAGCGCAGAGAGAAGGAGAGGCAGACAAAGCAGCUGCUAAUUGACCCUGAAGACGAUGUCAGAGACAACAUCCUCAAAUACGAUGAAGAGGGAGGAGGAGAAGAGGACCAGGACUAUGACCUGAGCCAGCUGCAGCAGCCCGACUCCUUGGAGCAUAUCAUCAGCAAGCCGCCUGGUGUCCGCCGGGUGGAUGAGCGUCCCAUCAUCCCUGAAUCCCAGUAUCCAAUUAGACCUGUCGUGCCCCAUCCAGGAGACAUCGGGGACUUCAUCCACGAGGGUCUGCGAGCAGCAGACAACGACCCCACUGCUCCUCCUUAUGACUCCCUGCUGGUGUUUGACUAUGAGGGCAGUGGCUCCACCGCUGGCUCUGUCAGCUCGCUUAACUCCUCCAGCACGGGGGACCAGGACUAUGACUACCUCAACGACUGGGGCCCACGCUUCAAGAAGCUGGCUGACAUGUACGGAGGAGGGGAUGAUGAUUAAAUCUGCCCAGUCACACAUGCACACACACACACGCACACACACACACCCUCGUCCCGUCAGCUGGCCUGCCAUGCUCUGUCCCUAUAACAUAUGGGGCUAUUACACCCUUAUUGAACACACGACUUGUUCACACUGACCAACUGACUGACCAACCAACCAAUCAAAUUACCCACCACAGAGGACCAGUCCCGUGAGUCAGUUUCGGGUGCUCUUCUCAACCUUCACCUGCUCUAAGCUUGUCUUAGACUGAAACGGAAGCUCUGAAUUGCAGGCUUCUCAUAGUUUGUAUUUUCAAACUCUUGUGCUUUUGUUUCAGUUUAGGUUUUAUGCUAGAUGUAGGU
Seriola dumerili (greater amberjack) is the source of this 3208-nucleotide messenger RNA. Its product is annotated as cadherin-4-like. The transcript is spliced from 17 exons. Gene Ontology annotation, cellular component: catenin complex; adherens junction; plasma membrane. The coding region runs from base 63 to 2867 and encodes 934 amino acids. Gene Ontology annotation, molecular function: cadherin binding; calcium ion binding. Lineage: Eukaryota; Metazoa; Chordata; Actinopteri; Carangiformes; Carangidae. The record is from RefSeq and is a predicted model, not a curated record. Gene Ontology annotation, biological process: calcium-dependent cell-cell adhesion; adherens junction organization; cell-cell junction assembly.